AUGCAUCUCCUGUCUGGCCUCGUCGCCGCCAACCUCGCCUUAGGGGCCGCGGCUUCAGGCUUCAAGCCCGCCUCAACGGCUGGCACCGACAAGCUUGCGAAGCAGGGUCUGGUCAACCUGGCCAAAUACGAACUCAAGAAUCAUCCGCCGAAGACCUGUAACACCAAGACUGGCUACAUUCGCAAAGAAUGGAGCUCGUUGAAGGACUCUGAGAAGAAAGAGUACAUCGAUGCUGUACUUUGUCUGCAGUCCAAGCCGGCGAAGAGCAAUGCUGCCUACCCAGCGCCAGGUGCCAGGAGCAGAUACGAUGACUUUGUCGCCACGCACAUCAACCAGACGUUGACCAUUCAUGGCACUGGCAACUUCCUCUCAUGGCACAGGUACUUCACCUGGACCUACGAGCAAGCCCUCCGCAACGAAUGCGGCUACAAGGGCUACCAACCCUACGUCAACUGGGGCCGCUACGCCGAAGACCUCUACAACGCCCCCUUCUUCGACGGCAGCGCCACCUCCAUCAGCAACAACGGCGCCUACAUCAAGCACAACGGCACCUACGUGCCCUCCGCGCAAGCCCCAGUCAUCUACGUCCCUCCCGGCCAAGGCGGCGGGUGCGUGACCAAGGGUCCAUUCAAGGAUAUGAAGGUCAACCUCGGGCCUGUCGCGCCUGCGCUGGACUUUGUCGUUGCGAACCCUUCGACGAAUGGUUUGGGGUACAACCCGAGGUGUUUGAGGCGCGAUGUCUCGGCUUGGGCGGCGGAGCGCGCGAGCACGGACAAGAAUACCACCGACCUCAUCACGCAGAACGACAAUAUCGAGGACUUCCAGAACGUAAUGGAAGGCGGCUUCAACCAAGGCCUGGAGCUGCUCGGCGUGCACACCGCUGGCCACUUCUGGGUCGCUGGUGACCCUGGUGGAGAUCUGUUCGCUAGCCCUGGUGACCCAUACUUCUUCCUCCACCACGCGCAAAUCGACCGCACCUGGUGGAUCUGGCAGAACCAGGACCUCGAGAACCGCCAGAACGCCAUCGCCGGCACUCUCACCUUGAACAACAACCCGCCAAGCCGCAACACCACCCUCGACGAUAUUAUUGAGUUGGGUGUGAAUGCGCCGAAGGGGAUCAAGAUUGGAGAUGCCAUGAGCACGCUCGAUGGGCCGUUCUGUUAUAUCUAUGCGUAG
Messenger RNA from Saxophila tyrrhenica, 1176 nucleotides. RefSeq lists its product as uncharacterized. NCBI's taxonomy places the organism in Eukaryota, Fungi, Ascomycota, Dothideomycetes, Mycosphaerellales, Extremaceae. Bases 1 to 1176 code for a protein of 391 amino acids. The transcript is spliced from 3 exons. Gene Ontology annotation, molecular function: oxidoreductase activity. The record is from RefSeq and is a predicted model, not a curated record.